Molecule: messenger RNA, 192 nt
Organism: Phanerochaete carnosa HHB-10118-sp
Lineage: Eukaryota; Fungi; Basidiomycota; Agaricomycetes; Polyporales; Phanerochaetaceae
Exons: 2
Coding region: 1-192 (63 amino acids)
Source: RefSeq, a predicted model, not a curated record
AUGGCUGCCACUCGGGCGCGCAAGGCUGAAGAACAGGAGGAACAACAAAGGAAAGCUGAAGAGAAGCACCAGCAGAAGGCUGCAGAGAAGCAAGCAUUGGUGCAAAUGGCUAAGAUCACUGCCUCUUUGGCCAUUGAGCUUGAUGUUGCACCAAUGGCUGAGCUUGUGGUUUCACCAAAGGCUGCUACAUGA